AUGGCAAAUGACAUACGUGAAGUUCUUCAGCUACAGAUUGGGGCAGAAAGUAUCGAAAUCGGUAAUUACUGUUGGGAAUUGUAUUGUUUGGAUCAUCAUUUGUCUUUCGAUGGAUGUUCACAAGGUGAAAUAGAUCCAUAUAUUCGCCCUCGAUGCUUCUUCUCUGAACGGUAUGAUGAUGGUGGAAGGAAUUAUCGUCCUCAUACAUUUUUCAUCGAUCAUAAUGGAACUACCACUGAUAAAAUCAAAGCAACCAAAAUGAGAAAUUUGUACCAUGACAAUCAAUUUAUCGUAUCGGAAAAGUCUUCUGAGUUAAUAAUGGACGAAAUUCGACGUGAAAUCGAAUCGUACGAUCAGUUUCAAGGAUUUAUGAUUUCUCAUUCAACAAAUGGCGAAUGUUCAACUCUAUCGUCCGAACUUCUAGCAAAUCUCAAAUCUGAAUACGCAGCUAAAACCAUUGUGACAAAUUCCAUAAUCGCAUCGCACAUCGAUACUCGUCACAUGGCGAAUCUAUUGAAUUAUGCAGACGUGAUCAUACCUAUGGAAUACAAAGCGGCUUUUAACAUUUGUCAACACCAGCUACAAAUCGAUAUGCCUACUUAUUCAAAUGUAAGUAGACUGAUUGCAACAUGCUGGAGUAAUGUGACAUGCUCAAUGAGAUUUGAUAGUUGUUUAUUGGAUUGUUUAAAUGAAUUCCAAACAAGGUUAGUCGGUCGCUCUCUAUCGAAACUAAUCACAUCUUAUUUAUCUCCAUUGAUUCCAUAUGCAUGUGGUCAAAGCGAUGAUUUCAAAUCUCCAUCAGUAUAUGAUAUGUGUAUACCAACAUUGAUUCAAUCAAGCACUCGCUUUAUUGAUCAAGCUUUGACUUCACGUCAUUUUGUCUUAAGUCUUUGUUUACUUUUUCACGGCGAAAAUAUAAUUCCAAAAGAAAUUGGACAAAAUCUGAUUUGUGAUUUGAAGAAAUCGAUUCGGUUUCUUGAGCGUGAUCAAUUGGGACUCGGCUGUGGAAUUAAUUAUCAUCGGCCUUCUAUUUUCGAUGAUCACUCCGAGAUUGCUUUCACUGAUAAACAAGUUUUGAUGUUGGCGAAUGAAAUAACAACAUCGAAAUAUUUAUAUGACAUGAUCUUAAAUCAAAAUGAGAACGAUUCAGCAAAGACUCACGAGGAAAUUGAAGCUUUGGAACGCUUAAAAACUACUUACGAAGAAUUUGAAGAUGAAAUGUUUGACGUCAACAAUGAAAUAUUGAGUACAUGA
Messenger RNA from Adineta ricciae, 1254 nucleotides. The record is from the annotation of a GenBank genome assembly. NCBI's taxonomy places the organism in Eukaryota, Metazoa, Rotifera, Eurotatoria, Adinetida, Adinetidae.